CUUAUUUUUUUCUCACUUGUAGCUAACUCUCUUCCAUCUUCAUCUUCCUCACUCACGGCUGACCACGAACACCACCACCAUCAGCGGCAGUCCAGCCACGCAGCAGCAGGCCGCAGCCGCCUCCAGAAGCACCGUUUCCUCCACCAGAAGCUAGGCUGCGUUUGAACCCUUCAACUACCACGACCAGCCUCGGUUCUUCACCACCAGGCCGCCUGCCUUUUCCCUCCACCGUGAGCAGCAAGGCAGCCCCUAUUCCUCUCGACGAACAACCACGAGCAGCAGUGGGCUGCGUGGCCUGUUCCCAGCAGCGAGCAGGGCUGCGUGUUGCUCUCACAGCAGCCGGCUGCCCCUAGUGCCGCCAACUCCCCACCUUGGUCCUCCACCACCACAACAACCACCUACAAUCUUACCCUUUUCUAGUUCCUCCAUUGUAUACAUUCUGUUAAUGGUGUCAAAUAAGAAGCCACCGUGCUUAUUUUGGACUUGGGUGUGCUUGUUGGAAAUCCUGGUUAACUAAUAUUGCUGAAUAUUUCUUUGUUGUGCUGUUAAAUUUUCAGAUGCAUCGUACUAUAUUCAAGUUCCCUCGACUGUUCGUUGCAGAAUCGUUUUCUGGAACCUUAUUGCCAAUAAGGGCAAAGCAAAGUGGACCAUUUUUGGUGGGAUCUUACCAAACUGUUUCUGGUUCAAGAGAUCUCCUUGCCUAUGGUAGCAGAAGAAAUCCAAUUGCCAAGUCCUUUGGUCUUCAAGUUGUAACUGCUCUUCAGUUGGGUCACAAACGCCAAGCAUCCGAUCUGCUUUCUGAAGCUGAUGUUGCAGACCAUGCACUUAAUGCUGAAGAUAUAAUCUACAUCCUUGAAUACUGUGCAAGGACACCAGAUCCAUUGUUUGUGAUGGAAACUUGGAGAGUACUGGAAGGAAAAAAUAUUGCUUUGAGUUGGAAAUGCUAUAUGCUUAUUACUCGUGCUCUUUGUAAUGGAGGUUACCUAGAAGAGGCACUCCAGCUGGUGAAUUUUGUUAGAGAAAAUAAUCAUAUGAGUUUUAUUCUUCCUCUGUACAAUUGCUUUCUAAGAGCUUGCAUAAAAAUGAAGGAUAUGGUGCUUGUCAAUCAGUGCUUGGAUUUGAUGGAGUUGCAAUGUUCAGGCAAGAAUGAAGUGACAUAUACAUCACUUCUAAAGCUUGCAGUUCGUCAAGAAAAUUUAUCUGCUGUGCAUGAGAUAUGGAGAGAGUAUUGCAAGUAUUAUAACAUGAACAUUAUUUCUCUGAGAAAAUUCAUAUGGUCUUUUACACGUCUGAAGGAUUUAAAAUCUGCAUUACAAACGUUGCAUCAUAUGGUUGAUUUAGCUAAAGAACGCACGUCUGUGUGUAAAACUGUGGAGGGGAAGUUCUAUUGUCCACAACUAGAUAUUCCCAUUCCUUCGAUCAGUUCUGUGGGUUCUAGUGAGUACAAAGAUCAACAAGCCAAUUCUGACUCUUUUGAUGAUGAAGGUUUGAGAUGUAAACUAAUCUGUUCGGAAGAUGACAUGGAGAGCUCUACCAGAAUAAGAAGUCUUAAGGGUCCCUAUAGAAAUUCCGUUGAGGUGAUUUUGAGAUGGUCCUUCGAUGAUGUCAUAUAUGCUUGUGCGCAUCUUCAAAAUGACGAGCUAGCUCAGAAAUUGAUCGUUCAGAUGCAAAAACUUGGACUGGAACCAUCUUCUUGUACUUAUAACAGUUUAGCCAAGGCAAUUAUUAGUGUUGGAAGAAUUGGUGAUGCCAUUGAGUUACUAAAAGAGAUGGAAAGUAAAAAUUUGAAGCCGAAUGAUUCCACUCUUUCAUUGCUUUCAAUCAACUGCAGCAAAGCUUUAGACUUGGAUUUAGCUGAAUCCUUAUUGAAUCAGAUUGCUGCAAGCCAUAAUGCUCUUCCUUACAUUGCUUUUCUUCAAGCAUGUGAAGCGAUGAAUCAACCCGAACGUGCUGUCAAGAUGUAUGCUAAGAUGAGAAAAUUGAAAUUUAAGCCAGAUAUCAGGAUCUAUGAGUUACUGUUUUCUUUGUUUGGGAAUGUCAAUUUCCCGUAUGAAGAGGGCAACUUAUUAUCGCAUGCAGAGGCAACUAAAAGGAUCAAUGCUAUAGAAAUUGAUAUGCUACAUAACGGAAUUGAUCAUAGUAAGCGCUCAACAAUUAAUUUGUUGAAAGCCUUGGGAUCUGAAGGAAUGGUGCAGCAGUUGCUACAGUAUUUGCAUCGAGUAGAAAGCAAGUUCUUUUCCCAUAUUCUUGACACAGACAUAUUCAACGCAGUACUGCAUUCACUUGUCGAGGCUAAAGAGAAUCACAAGGCAAUUGAAAUGUUUAGAAAUAUGAAAGUAUAUGGUGUCCUGCCUGAUGCUGCAACUUACAAUAUUUUGAUUGAUUGCUGCUCAAAUAUGAGAUGUUACACGUCAGCAUGUGUUUUGCUUUCAAUGAUGAUUCGUGAUGGCUAUCCUAUUCAGACAUCAACAUAUACAGUGCUUAUAAAGGUUCAUUUAGAAUAUGAAGAUUUUCCUGAGACUUUGGAGCUUCUCGAUCGAGCUAUUUCAGAAGUUGAAAAACCUGAUGUAUUACUAUUUAACACCAUACUUCGUAAAGCAUGUUACCGGGAAAGGAUUGAUGUCGUUGAGACUGUACUUCAUGCUAUGUAUCAACAGAAUAUUCAACCAGAUGUACCAACCUGUAGUUAUGUAUUCUCUGCGUACGCUCGUUGCGAAUUCCAUAACAUUGCAGUAGAAGCCUUGCAGGUCUUAAGCAUGCAGAUGAUCUCCCAUGAUCUUGAUACUCUCGAGGAUAUAAGAAGGCGAUACGAGCAUCUCAUCCUGUCUGAAAAUGAAGAAGCUGAGAUUCGGAUAAUGCAGAUUAUUCAAGAUUCUCUGGAACUUGGUGCGGCCCUUCUUACUUUAAGAUGGUGUUCAAUCCUUGGAUCCUCAAUUUCAUGGGUGCCGGAUCAGAGUCCGUGGGCCAAAAGGAUAUCAACAUUGUCAAGCAAUGAAUGAGUUUGAUUGAAACGUAUAAAUGGAGCUUCAAGGACAGUGUAGGCUUCGUAUGAGCCAUGAAGCCGAAAGAGGCCUCUCGCGAAAUUCUUUCGAUGCGGAAGAAACAGUGUGAGCCGCUAAACAUUUUACUAAGUUUUUCUCUUUUCUUUAUAGCCGGUAAACAUUUUUAACUGAAAAGCUAUACUUUAUUUACUUUAGUUUCUUCGGCUGUAUAGUUUAGUUGAUAGUGAUUGUUUUUUAAUAUUAAUUUUUGAAAUUGUUAUUUUAAAUUUUAUUAAGCUUUAAUUGUGGAUUUCGUUCUAAAAAAAUAAAAAAUUGAUAAGUUCAAUCCUCAA
Amaranthus tricolor (Joseph's coat) is the source of this 3334-nucleotide messenger RNA. RefSeq names its product pentatricopeptide repeat-containing protein At1g76280. Lineage: Eukaryota; Viridiplantae; Streptophyta; Magnoliopsida; Caryophyllales; Amaranthaceae. The transcript is spliced from 15 exons. The coding region runs from base 558 to 2999 and encodes 813 amino acids. Gene Ontology annotation, molecular function: protein binding. The record is from RefSeq and is a predicted model, not a curated record.